Molecule: messenger RNA, 1956 nt
Organism: Cercospora beticola
Lineage: Eukaryota; Fungi; Ascomycota; Dothideomycetes; Mycosphaerellales; Mycosphaerellaceae
Molecular function (GO): FAD binding; oxidoreductase activity
Source: RefSeq, a predicted model, not a curated record
AUGCAGUUCCAUCUCAAUGGCUUCCAGGGCUCCGGAGAUCCGAAUGUGACACAGUUCGAAAGCCAAGAACCUGACUUUCAAUCCAGUCUACCAGAAGAAGUCGAUGUACUGAUUGUAGGAGCCGGGCCUGCCGGCCAAUUGCUCGGCGCUCAAAUGGCCCAAUUUCCGGACAUCACAACCCGGAUCGUGGAGUCCAAGUCGGGAAGGUUGCAGCAAGGCCAAGCCGAUGGCCUACAGUGUCGAACGAUCGAGAUCUUUGAGGCUUUCGGAUUCAGUGAGCGUGUCCUGAAGGAAGCAUAUUGGGUCAAUGAAACAACAUUUUGGUCGCCGACGGAGGAUGGCAGUGGCUUGCGACGAAGUGGGAGGAUUAGAGACACAGAAGAAGGACUGUCCGAAUUUCCGCAUGUAAUCUUGAAUCAGGCUCGACUCCACGAUCUGUGGCUGGAUGCUAUGAAACAAUCUCCAACCAGACUUGAGCCAUCGUAUAGUCGCAAAGUCACGGAUCUGAUCAUACCGCAAGAUCAAGGCCCAAUUACUGUGACACUGGAACGUCUGGAUGAAGCUCAUAAAGGUCAGCAGGAAGUGGUGCGCGCCAAAUACGUUGUGGGAUGCGAUGGCUCAAGAAGCGGCAUCCGCAGGAAGCUGGGGCUGGAGAUGAAAGGCGAUUACCAGAACCAGGCCUGGGGCGUCCUCGAUGCACUCAUCGUUACUGACUUCCCUGAUGCGCGAUUGAAGACAGUGAUCCACUCUGCAGACCAAGGCAGUAUUCUCAUCAUUCCCCGUGAAGGUGGUUAUCUCUCAAGAUUUUACAUCGAGCUCGACAAAGUAAAAGAAGGGAAUCGAAUGGAUCGAUCAGCGGUCACAGCAGAGGCACUGGUAGACCGAGCCAAGCGCAUAUUUGCUCCAUACAGUUUCGAUGUGCGGCAAAUUGCUUACUGGUCAGUUUAUGAGGUUGGUCAAAGACUUACGGAUCACUUUGACGAUGUUCCCAAAACAGAACAGCAUCUCCGUGACCCGCGAGUUUUCAUCACCGGAGAUGCGUGCCAUACGCACAGCGCGAAAGCCGGCCAAGGCAUGAAUGUCUCUAUGAACGACAGUUUCAACCUGGGGUGGAAGCUGGCUCAUGUUCUGCGUGGUCUCUCACCCGCAAAAUUGUUGCAUACCUACUCGCAGGAAAGACAAGCAAUAGCACAAAUGCUAAUCGACUUCGAUCGCGAAAUGUCGCGAAUGUUCGCAGCUAAGCCGAAGAACAAGGCUGACAAAGAAGACAAAGAGUACGUGGAUCCAGCCGUAUUUCAGGAGAGCUUUCAACGUCAAGGUCGCUUUAUGGCUGGCGUCGAGACGCGAUAUCUUCCCGGGCCACUCACAAGUUUCAACACAACAUAUCAGCAUCUCGCAACAGGCUUCCAGCUAGGAACUAGAUUCCAGUCCGUACAAGUCGUUCGUGUCGCAGAUGCCAAACCUGUCCAGCUCAGCCAUAAUGCUAUGAAAGCAGACGGACGAUGGCGUAUUGUCAUUUUUGGUGACGAGAACAAUCCUACCUCUCCUUCAUCACCUGUGGUUGGCAUCUGCGACUACUUGGAAAAGAAGCUGAUUCCGAGCCUGACGCCUCACGGAGCUGACAUCGAUUCGGUCAUCGAUGUCCGAGCAGUGUUCCAACAGCCCCGACAGACUCUUGAAAUUACCGCCUUGCCAUCAUUGCUUCUACCGGCGAAAGGGAAGCUUGGCCUGCAAGACUAUGAAAAGGCCUUCACAGAUGAGCCUAGUUAUGGUUUUGGCUUUGGGGAGAUCUAUAAAACCAGAGGUGUCGAUCGACAAGGCUGUAUCAUUGUGGUGCGGCCGGAUCAAUACGUCAGUGCUGUAAUCCCGUUAGCAACAGAAGCGACUGGUAUGCUUGACGAAUUCUUUGGAGGUUUUAUGAAUCGCGUAGCUCCAGACACUAAUGGAUUCCAUUGA